CCAGUCACCAUUGAAGGGGCGAAGAGGGUUGUGUACAGUAGUGGUAGUGGUGGUGGUGAUGAUACUGGUGGUGAUGUAUUGGUGAUGACGAUGGUAGUGGUGAUGGAGGUGACAGUUUUUGAAGUUGAUUGGAGUUGAUACAGUAUUGUCGGGAAAAGCUUCAGAACUUCGAGGCUUCAGAAACUCUACGAAAGCUUCACAUCUGCUUCAUUCCACUCACGAACCAGACAUAGAAAGAAGCGACGGAUGACUGUGAGGUCAGCGGGCGCCGAGGCGGGGUGAGACGCGGCCGGUGAUUGGACGCCACGGCAGCUGCGCCCACGCUGAUUGGCUGGCGGGCGUGGGCUGGUGGGGAGGCCGGGGGGGCAGCUGGGGGCCGUGCUGACACCCAGACCCACGGCGGGGGGCGGACCGGGGGCUGCGUGAGGGCUGAGGGCGGCGGCGGAGGCGGUGGGCAGGUACGCGGCCCCCUGCGUGGUGUGUGUGUACCUGCGGCCGCCUCGCGCGGGGCCGCCGCACGCAGGCCCGCCAGUGUGCCGCGGAGGGCCCCGGCGCGAGGAGCAGUAGUGUGUGCGUGGCGGCGGCCGGCGCUAGGGAUGGUGCGUGUGUCGUGCAGCAGUAGCGGUCAGGCCCAGCCGGGAGUAUAAUGUGAGCCCUGAGCCCCUCGCCGCCCUGCGCCCCGCCCCUGCCCCGCCAUGGCCAGCUCCGUGUGUGUGUCCUCCGUGCUGCUGCUGCUGGCCACGCUGGCGGGCGCCACCGAGGGCGAGACGGCCAAGGAGUCGCGCUGCGAGGAGAUCACCAUCCCCAUGUGCCGCGGCAUCGGCUACAACAACACGUCCAUGCCCAACCAGUUCAACCACGACAGCCAGGAGGAGGCGGGCCUCGAGGUGCACCAGUUCUGGCCGCUCGUCGAAAUUCUGUGCUCGCCCGACCUCAAGUUCUUCCUGUGCUCCGUGUACGCGCCCAUCUGCAUCGACGACUACGACAAGCCGCUGCCCGCCUGCCGCAGCGUGUGCGAGCGGGCCAAGGCGGGCUGCGCGCCCAUCAUGCACCAGUACGGCUUCGAGUGGCCGGAGCGCAUGGACUGCUCCAAGCUGCCUGAGUACGGCGACUCGGACCACCUGUGCAUGGACAAGAGCAAUGGCUCGGCGCCGGAGCGCAAGACCACCAAGAUGUCCACCACGUCCCUGGACAAGGAGUGCGAGGGCAAGAACUCCCGCUACUGCCCCAAGGCGGCGCAGGACGCGUGCCAGUGCUCGUGCAAGCUGCCGCUGGUGCAGCCCGACGCCGCCUACCGCCAGUUCGGGCGCAGCAACAACCAGUCGUUCAGCGUCGGGCCCGUGGCGGACUGUGCGCUGCCCUGCCACGCCGCCUACUUCAGCUCCGAGGAGCGCACCUUCGCGGGCGUGUGGAUCACCACGUGGGCGGUGCUGUGCGGCGUGUCGACGCUCACCACCAUCACCACCUUCCUCAUCGACAUGGACCGCUUCAAGUACCCCGAGCGCCCCAUCAUCUUCCUGAGCGGCUGCUACUUCAUGGUGUCGCUGGGCUACGUGAUCCGCCUGGCCGCCGGGCACGACGACGUGGCCUGCGACGGCAGCAUGAUCAUCUACAACUACCACCUGGUGCGCCACAACCCACACGACUCGGGCCUCUGCACCACCGUGUUCCUGCUCGUCUACUUCUUCGGCAUGGCGUCCAGCAUCUGGUGGGUGGUGCUGGCCUUCACCUGGUUCCUGGCGGCGGGCCUCAAGUGGGGCAACGAGGCCAUCGCCGGCUACUCCACCUGGUUCCACCUGGCGGCCUGGCUCAUCCCCACCGUGCAGAGCAUCGCCGUGCUCAUGACGGCCGCCGUGGACGGGGACGCCGUGGCCGGCAUCUGCUACGUCGGCAACCAGAACCUGACCAACCUGCGCGGCUUCGUGCUGGCGCCGCUCUUCCUCUACCUGCUGCUGGGCUCCUGCUUCCUGCUGGCGGGCUUCGUCAGCCUGUUCCGCAUCCGGAACGUGAUCAAGCAGCAGGGCCGCACCAAGACGGAGAAGCUGGAGAAGCUGAUGAUCCGCAUCGGCGUGUUCAGCGUCCUCUACACCGUGCCCGCCACCAUCGUCAUCGGCUGCUACUUCUACGAGCAGCUCUACAUGGACCGCUGGCAGGAGGCGUUGGUGUGCCCGUGCAGCCCCUACCGCGGCGAGCGGCCCGACUACUCGGUGCUCAUGCUGCGCUACUUCAUGACGCUGGUGGUGGGCAUCACGGCCGGCUUCUGGAUCUGGUCCGGCAAGACGCUGGGCUCCUGGCGCCGCUUCUACCGCCGCCUGUGUCCCGCCGCCCACGGCCACACCUACGACUACCCCACGCGGCCCAUCAAGCAGUCCGCGGCGCCCUCGUGCGGCUCCUUCCCGCCGCCGCCGCUCAGCGCGCAGGGCACCGCCGCCAGCGUGGCCUCCCACCUGGGGCCCGUCAGCAAGACGCUGCCGCUGUCCCACGUAUGACAGGAGCGGGAGGAGGCGGGGCGGGGCGGGGGGGCCCCGAGCACCGCGGGGGGCGGCCCGCCCAGCCUGGCGCCCUCCGCCCCCCCCAGCGUCACCUCCCCGCACGUGUACGUGGACCCCCGCCACGACCUGCUGCCCUACGA
Molecule: messenger RNA, 2632 nt
Organism: Eriocheir sinensis (Chinese mitten crab)
Lineage: Eukaryota; Metazoa; Arthropoda; Malacostraca; Decapoda; Varunidae
Product: frizzled-5-like
Exons: 3
Coding region: 696-2489 (597 amino acids)
Biological process (GO): non-canonical Wnt signaling pathway; canonical Wnt signaling pathway
Cellular component (GO): plasma membrane
Molecular function (GO): Wnt receptor activity; Wnt-protein binding
Source: RefSeq, a predicted model, not a curated record